CCAAACACAUACACUGAACAAAAAUAUAAACGUAAAAUGUGACGUUGUGGGUCCAUGUUUCAUGAGCUGAAAUAAGAUCCCAAAAUGUUUCCAUAGGUACAAAAAGUUCUCGCAAAUUUUGUGCACACAUUUGUUUAGAUCCCUGUUAUAGUGAGCAUUUCAAUUUUGCCAAGAUAAUCCAUCCACCUGACAGGUGUGGCAUAUCAAGAAUCGUAUUAAACAGCAUGAUAAUUAUACAGGUGCACCUUGUGCUGGGGACAAUAAAAAGCCUCUAAAAUAUGCAGUUUUGUCAUGCAACACAAGGCCACAGAUGUUUUGAGGAAGCGAGCAUUUGCCAUGCUGACUGCACGAAUGUCCAACAGAGCUGUUGCCAGAGAAUUUAAUGUUAAUUUCUCUACCAUAAGUCGCCUCCAAUGUUUUAGAGAAUUUGGCAGUACGUCCAACUGGCCUCAGAACUGCAGACCACGUGUAACCAUGCCAGCCCAGGACCUCCACAUCCAUCUUCUUCACCUGUGUGGUCGUCUGAUAUCAGCAACAUGGAUGGCUGAUGAAACUGGGUUUGCACAACCAAAGAAUUUUAUGCACAAACUGUCAGAAAACGUCUCGGAAUCUCAUCUGCAUGCUCUUCAUAAUCGACUUCAGUGGGCAAAUGCUCACUUUCGAUGGCCACUGACAUGCUGGAGAAGUGUGCUCUUCAUGGAUGAAUCCCGGGUUUCAACUGUACUGGGCAGAUGACAUCGUGUGGUACCAGGUCGGCCAGCUGUUCUCUGUUGCUGAGGCUAGCAAGAAUAACACUGGAGGAGGAGAGGGUAUUGAAGUGCUUCGAAAUGAACCAUAUGAAAAGGAUGGAGAGAAAGGCCAAUACACGCACAAGAUCUACCACAUACACAGCAAGGUACCCAGUUUCAUCCAGAUGUUUGCUCCAGAGGGAGCCCUUGUCUUCCACGAGAAAGCUUGGAAUGCCUACCCCUAUUGUCGCACCAUUGUUACCAAUGAAUACAUGAAGGAUGACUUUUUCAUUAAGAUUGAGACCUGGCACAAACUAGACAUGGGGACCACAGAAAAUCCCCAUGGUCUUUCCCCAGAGGAAUGGGAGGAGGCUGAGGUUGUUCCAAUUGACAUCGCUGACCGAUCACAAGUUGAUGAUGUGGACUAUAAGCCAGAGGAAGACCCAGCCAUCUUCCAUUCGGAGAAAACUGGAAGAGGACCGCUGGGACCAGGAUGGAAGAAGGAGCUCCACAACAGUAACUGUCCCUAUAUGACUGCCUAUAAGCUUGUAACGGUGCAUUUCCGCUGGUGGGGGCUGCAGGGACGAGUGGAGAACUUUAUUCACAAGCAAGAGAAGCGCCUCUUCACUAAUUUCCAUCGGCAGCUCUUCUGCUGGCUAGACCGUUGGGUGAACCUAACCAUGGAUGACAUCCGCCGGAUGGAGGAGGAGACACAGAGAGAGCUGGACCAGAUGCGGAAUGAGGGAUCUGUCAGAGGAAUGAAAGCAGGAGAAGACUAGACAGAGGGAGGGAGAAAGAGAUUGGAUGGAAGAGAGGGAUAUGGGGCUAUGUUCAAUCAACCAUUAUUCGACCUUCAGUCCCCCCAUGGCCAUUCACAGCGUGCCACAUCACCGAGUCCUUCCACACAUGAAACUGUCAUCCCUCAUCCAGGAAGUGUCUGUGUGUGUGAGAGUGUAUGGUUUCUAUGAGAGAAUGUGUAUGAGUGUGUAUCUUUGUCAUAGUUUUUGUCCUUGCUUUUCCGUUGGCUCUUAACCUCAUUAUUUGCUGGCAAAUUCAUUGUUUUUUACCAAAAAAUAUUACACGAUAUCAACCUUUUUAUAUUAAGUAUUAUUACCCUCACUGUUUUUUUUAUUCAUUUUGACCCAUUAGCUCGUGACUAUGCCAGUGAAUCCCAUAAAUCACCCCCACUAUUAAGUCUGUGGUGCAUUUCUCCUAUUUACACAUGUAUCUAAAUUAUGAUGAUAACCAAUCACUUAUUUUAAUUCAAAUGUAUGCUACUUCAAGUCUCAGUGGUAGCUUCAGAUUGAAGAGAACCUGUGAGAUGGUCACCAUUUUAUUGCAGACCUAUGAAAGUUUUGAGAUGAUUGAGUGGAUGACAUGUCUUUUAAACUUGAGUGUAACCAGUGGAACCCCUCCCGCCUCUGCCCAGACCACGCUUCCAAAGAGUUGGGUUGGCCAGGUAACUUUUGGAGAGUUGAGUCUGAUUUACAAUAAUAAUAAAGACUAAUAUUGACUAUCA
Messenger RNA from Salvelinus namaycush (lake trout), 2247 nucleotides. It is a transcript of the gene pitpnbl, whose product is annotated as phosphatidylinositol transfer protein, beta, like. Gene Ontology annotation, cellular component: cytoplasm. Gene Ontology annotation, molecular function: phosphatidylcholine binding; phosphatidylinositol transfer activity; phosphatidylcholine intramembrane carrier activity. Gene Ontology annotation, biological process: phospholipid transport. The record is from RefSeq and is a predicted model, not a curated record. The transcript is spliced from 10 exons. The coding region runs from base 701 to 1507 and encodes 268 amino acids. Lineage: Eukaryota; Metazoa; Chordata; Actinopteri; Salmoniformes; Salmonidae.